Molecule: messenger RNA, 1338 nt
Organism: Drosophila biarmipes
Lineage: Eukaryota; Metazoa; Arthropoda; Insecta; Diptera; Drosophilidae
Exons: 5
Coding region: 167-676 (169 amino acids)
Cellular component (GO): membrane; endoplasmic reticulum
Molecular function (GO): protein-macromolecule adaptor activity
Source: RefSeq, a predicted model, not a curated record
AAAAUCGGUCGCGUUGAUAGGUGAAAUCGGGAAGUAAAACAAACAACCGCUGCAGCACAAGGAGGUUUCGUGGGAUUACAGAGUGCCAGUGCCCCGUCCGAGUAUUACGCAUACGCCGGGUGUGACGGAAUACGGGGCUGCCUAGUAAACCCGAAAUCGCUGCAAAAUGGCUGCCAUGCAGUCCGGAGGACGACCCCGCGAGCGCCUUCUUUAUGCAUUCCGGGGAUGGAUAGCAUUUGUCGCCUUCAUGGACCUGGGCACAGCGUUCCGUAGCUAUAUAGAAAGACGCAGCUUCCUCGGCGACCACAGUGACACCCAGUUCAUAGAGGGUGACUACACCAUAUCACGCAUUAUCGGAAUGUACUGCCUGCUCAAGGCCAUCGCUCUGGUCCACUGCACCCUCUACAUCCACUACAGACCGGUUGUGAGCAUGGGCGGCUGCUCCUUGGCCCUAACCAUGGUCUUCUACGCCACCGAGGCUCUCUACUUUCGCUCCAGCACCAUCAACUUUUACGUGAUCUUCCCUUGCGUGCUAAACUCCAUAACUCUACUGGGCCUCAUCUACAUACCCAAACGACUGCGGCUCUGGGAGCCAAACAUGGAUCUGGAUGACGAAAACUCGCAGCUUCUCAAGCAGAUGACGGGCUUCAAGAGGCGACGGGCGAAAAAACAAUAAUUUGACGUCUGAGAAAAGUGAAAAGGAAGGGCAGGAAACCCCGCUCGUUUCCAGCAGCACAGUAUUGUGAAGGAAUCGCAAAUUUUCCGCUUUGGACUGCAUUGGUGUGAUAGCAAUGGCAUCAAGUUCAUCAUUAUAUACUCAAUAGCAAUACUGAAAUCAACGCCAAAUUAGUGAUUUUCUAUGAACUAGGUACGAAAGGGACGCGGAAGUCCCGGAAUAAGUCAAUUUCAGGCAUAAUCACUUCAAGACAUAUGUUGUACUUCCUUUUUAUAAACCAUAUAUUUAUAUACAUUUCAAAAUGUAUAGCACACUAGAGUUCUUGCACUUUAAGAGUUGAAAAUCGAUAUUAGGAACUAUUCAAAAUUAUCAGAGUUAGCACCCAAGUUAAACAAUUCAAAUCGAAAGGCUUUAAAUUUACAAAUAAGUUCUAAAUCAUUUUAUUUAGUGUUACGUUGGACUUUUCCAUUAUACAUAUAUACGAAUACGAAUAGCAAUUUAUGGAACAUGCUUCCGGGUCGAUCCUAAAGUUAAGCAAACGCAUAGUUGAACAUUUUAUACUCAUCCACAUAUGAUUAAAAGUUAUAUACAUAUAGAAUAACAAUAAUAGUUUUGUACGCAUUAUGUAGAGUAUGUUUGAAUAAAAUUUGAAUUUCCAUAAA